AUGGGACUGCCUGGAGAUGGCGGGUCAGAGAAACCCUCGCGUCUCCGUGUCUACUUGACAGGUUUCGGCCCCUUUAGCUCUGUUUCGGACAACCCGUCCGCCACGCUAGUGGAGCAAAUAGCAACAGCUCUCGGGAGCGAGCAAACAAAUCCUGCUCCACCUACUCCGCGGGAAGAACAGAGCACCCGUCAGCCUAUCUGUUCCUGUAGGACGGCUAAUGGCCUCACGAAUUUGGGCGACUCCACGGGUCCCGGGGAGCCUAGCUCUCCUGCACUGGCUCGCCCCACUAAGGCUCCAGGGAACGUUGAGCUUUGCGGUUGGGAAGUGUUAGAGGUGUCGGCGGAGGCAGCUACCGAAGCUGUGCCUCGAAUUCAUUCUGCGCUCUGUAGCAAUGAUCGGAAUAAACUAUCGGUGUCUUCUGGUGUAGUUAGCGAAGCAGCAGAUGUUCGAGAGACCCAAGAGGAGCGUGAGGAUGUUCCCACAUAUUCUGGAGCAGACAGGACUGAGGAACCGCUGAUGUUGGCGUUGCACUUUGGGCCUGUUGCUGCUGACCUGAGCCGACAGGGUUUCUCCUGCUGUGUCUCCGAUGACGCGGGUUGUUUCGUUUGCAAUUUUCUCUACUUCAAGAGCUUGCAAGAGGGUCAAAGGAGCGGAGUGGCCUCUUUGUUCGUGCACAUCCCCCCCUUCUCCGUAAUGAGUCUGCAGCAGCAGUUAGCAGCAGCUUUGCGUCUGCUGGCGGUGCUGGCUCGAAAGGAACAUCAGCAGGGGCUAGGGAAUGGACUGCCAGAGGAGAAGGUCGAGCCGCAGGGAAGCUGA
Messenger RNA from Eimeria mitis, 816 nucleotides. Its product is annotated as chromatin organization modifier domain-containing protein, putative. Bases 1 to 816 code for a protein of 271 amino acids. The record is from RefSeq and is a predicted model, not a curated record. The transcript is spliced from 4 exons. Gene Ontology annotation, biological process: proteolysis. NCBI's taxonomy places the organism in Eukaryota, Apicomplexa, Conoidasida, Eucoccidiorida, Eimeriidae.